GGACAAAGAAUUAAACAAAGCCAAAUCACACUCGCUAUACUUCCAGUUUUCUUUCCCCCCUUAUUUGUUACUUUUCUCAAACAUUAUCGGUUAAUACUAUCUUCCUCCGUCCUAUUUUCACCUUCUUUUUUAUUAUCUCUUUUGUUUUCGUCUUUUUUAUUAAACACGAAUACGAGCAUGAUACAAGCACGAAUAGGCACGGCACGAUUCAAACCGUACCCGCGCCUGGACCGGGCCUAGCAAAGUUAUCAAAUGGGCUUGUAUGGCACGACACGAAAACUGACGGGCCGUGCCAAGCACGGCACGAAAAAAAUGGGCCCGAAGCGUGCCUGUGCCGUGCCGGCCCAAGCACGGCCCAGCGCCCCAUGUACAGACGUGCCCAACCUAAAUCGUAAGUCAGGCAAGCGAUUCUCCAUAAGUCUUGGAGAGUUGGAGUACAAGAUGGUUAUGAAACCAUAAAAUCAAUUUGCGAUGGUCCAUUUCAAAGAUAUCAGUUGUCUGGUUUUUAUUUUUUAGGUAAAUACAAUUUAAUAGUUAAAUCUUUUACCCGAAAAUAAAAUAAUAGUCAAACCUUUUCAAAAAUAAAUUAUUAGUCAAAUCGUUAACUUUUCACCUGGUCACUUGGUCAAUCGUCAGUUGACUCCGACGUGGAAAGAAACUAUACAUGUCAGCUCGUUUUUACUAAUGUGGCAACUAGUAAAAAUUAAUGAAUCAUUUUAUUGUUCAAAUUAAAAAAGAAAAGGAAAAAUGAUGUCACUAUCUAAUCACACACACUCUCUCUCUCCAUUCUCGUCCACCCAUUCUCCCCGUUCAAAUUCCUCAAAGACGAAACCCUUUCCUCCGGCGAAACCAAUCCCCGUCGCCCACCACAGAACCAAAAUUAACGGCACCGGCUUCGUCCCUCCUCAUGUGAAGGCCGGAAAAACACGAGCGUCGCCCCCGUUCGUGCAUUCCCAGGCCGAGGCUUUUGGCGAAAGAGACGUCAGAGCGCUGGCGAGGAGACGACGAAGAGCUGGCGAGGAGAAGACGGAGCGGUGAAAGAGACGACUGAUUUAGGUACGCAUUCCCUGAUUUUGCUUUCAAACCCUAGGUUCUUUAACCCUAUUUGAUUGAAAUUACCCUCUUUUAUAGUAGUGCGAUUUUGGUGGAAUCUGGUUUGUGAGGACCACAACGGGACCACUGAAAAAAUAGUCACGAAACUGCCCUUGCAUUACAAGGUAUGAAAGCAUAAGCAUAGGAUUGAACUGUAAUUGUACUGCGAGUGAAAAGUCAUCUUCCCGGGAAAGUCACAUAUAGCUUUUUGCUUCUUUUGAUAUCGCAGAUGACAGAAUAUUUGGGUAUUCUAUACCAGCAUGGUGGGGUUAUGAACGUCUCGGGAUCAGGACCACGAUAUGUUGGCGAUUUUUCCAGAGAAGAUAGCAGUAUAUGUUGAUGAAGUGUGUUACUUCGAGCAUUUGAAUGUGGCUAUACUUUACUUGAAGUAUGUUGGCGUUCGAAAGAUAUGGUACUUGACACCGGGGGCUACAAUGGCAGAUGGAGUACAUGAAGUGCAUUCCGAUAAGGAUGUGAUGGAAAGGUUGCUAGUCGAUGCAGCCGGUACUAGGGAUGUGUCUGUUUUGUAGAGGCUGUCGAGGUGGAGGAUGGCCUGGUGGGAGACAAUGAGGAACCAGACUUGUUUCAAGGUUUGCCGAAGGAAGCUGAAGAUAUUGGUGAGGGCUCGGUUGCGAGAAAAGUAAUCUGACUCGCUAUGAUACAACUCCUAACAAUGGCCAAGUCUAACCAAUGGAAGGGACUGCAGUAUAGUGGCUCAAGUAAUAAAUAUCGAAUCCACGGGUCUCUAGAGAUACUAUUACUCAGCUUCAGUUUAUUAUUUAGCAAACCAGAUUAAUAAGGAAGAAAUAAAACUACUCUAGCAAACUACAGUUAAAGUUAAUCUAAUUACAGGUUGGGAACUCACUUAGGUAUGAUUCCCCCCUAGCCACUAACCAGAUUAACGAUUGAUGAUUUCUAACUUGUUUCACUUUCAUUCACAAUGCGGAGAAUCCUUGACUAGACCUUGAGUCUCGACUAAAGGAACAAGGCCCUCUUGAGUCAAUUGCCUAGAGGGACGUAUCCUUCUCUAGAACAACCGAUCAAGGCGUUCUGAACUAGAUUCCCUCUAUCAAAUGAGGUUCUCAAUCGAUACAAAGCAGUGAAUCAACCCUCGACUAAAGCAAUCGAUCCACUACUAUCAAUCUAUGGUGCUCUAUUGACCUAAUAAGGUAUUCGCUUUCAUAGGAUCAAAGCAGAAUCAAUAAUCUCGACUAAAGCAGAAUUGAAUCAUGAAAACAGGCAUAGAUUGAAUAUGAACUCAAGAUUAUCAAGUAGGAGUACUCAUACAAUCAUCCAAUCAAACAAAAAUAGCUAGGGUUCCUCAAAACCUAAGUGAAGGGAAGUUACUCCAUAGAGAGGAGAGAGACUGCAGUAAGAAGCUUCAGAUGAUCAGUCUUCAAGUUCGGGCUUGUUCCUCGAGCUUCCUAGGUGAAGAAAUCCUCCAGUUCCACUCGAAGAAUGCCCUCUAAUCUCCCUCUCUCUCUUUGGUUCGUCCCUUGGGUGUUUGGGAUCCAAAACCCAGCUUUCCCUUUUCUUUUGCUUCAAUCUACCUCAAAAACCCGAUUCUGGGCAAAACACGGUCGAGGACACGGCCGUGUUUUGCUUUUUCCCGUCCGUGCCCUUGCCACGUGUUAAAAACACGCCCGCGUCGGCCAAAACACUGUCGUGCCUAAAUAUGGACACGACCGUGUUAUGCUUUAGGCCAUCCCGUGUUAUGCUUUUCCAUCAGUUCAGCUCUCGCACAUAAAAACACUGGCGUGCCUGUUUGUGUACACGGUCGUGUUCUUCAGGCCUCCUGCCCGUGUUUUGCCCCCAGCUCAACCGAAUGACCUCCAAACGCCCCGAAUCUCGUGCUUAGCCUUUCCUUCGACGUCUGGGACCUGAAAUAUGACAAAGUAGCACAACCUAGCAUAAAACGGGCCAAAAAUA
Messenger RNA from Linum trigynum, 3021 nucleotides. The record is from the annotation of a GenBank genome assembly. Lineage: Eukaryota; Viridiplantae; Streptophyta; Magnoliopsida; Malpighiales; Linaceae.